Molecule: messenger RNA, 474 nt
Organism: Darwinula stevensoni
Lineage: Eukaryota; Metazoa; Arthropoda; Ostracoda; Podocopida; Darwinulidae
Source: the annotation of a GenBank genome assembly
CGGGUACGACGUCGCUUCUCUUCCCAUCGUGCUGCUGUAUGAUCAUUCCGAGUGAGGCGAGAAAGAGAGAGAAAGAUGAAUCCGGAGAGAGGACAUUGGAAGGGGAGGUUUGAUUUCGUCCUCUCGGCGCUGGGAUUCGCAGUCGGAUUGGCGAACAUCUGGAGGUUCCCCUACCUCUGCUACCUCUAUGGAGGAGGUGCAUUCCUCGUUCCCUACACCUUCAUGCUCUUCUUCAUCGGGAUCCCCAUGUUCCUCCUUAACCUGACCCUCGGCCAAUUCUCGGCCCUCACUCCCACUAAGUGCUUUGGGAAUAUGUCACCUCUGCUCAUUGGAAUCGGGAUCGCCUCCUUCGUCGGCUCGAUCAGGGGCAGCAUGUCCUACAACAUGAUCCUCGCCUGGUCUUUGUAUUACUUCGGCAUCUCCUUUCAACCGGAUCUGCCCUGGACUCAUUGCGGGCAGGACCAUAACACCUAU